CGCGCCCUGACGUCACGUCCUGCGGCGGCGACGGCGGCGACGGCGGCGGCGGCGUCUCCGUACGGUCGGCCGUGCACGUAAGACAGACCAUGGAUGGCUCCUUCAUCCAGCACAGCGUGAGGGUUCUGCAGGAGCUCAACAAGCAGCGGGAGAAGGGCCAGUACUGUGAUGCCACCCUGGAUGUGGGGGGCCUGGUGUUCAAGGCCCACUGGAGUGUCCUGGCCUGCUGCAGCCACUUCUUCCAGAGCCUCUAUGGGGAUGGCUCAGGGGGCAGCGUUGUCCUCCCUGCCGGCUUCGCCGAGAUCUUUGGUCUCCUGUUGGACUUCUUCUAUACUGGUCACCUUGCUCUCACCUCAGGAAACCGGGAUCAGGUGCUCUUGGCAGCCAGGGAGUUGCGAGUGCCAGAGGCUGUGGAGCUGUGCCAGAGUUUCAAGCCCAAAACCUCAGUGGGGCAGGCAACGAGUGGCCAAAGCGGGCUGGGGAAGCCUGGCCCCCGGAAUGUGAACAGCCACCUCAAGGAGCCGGCAGGCUUGGAGGAGGAGGACGUUUCGAAGGCGCUGGGUCAGGUCCCCAGGGACCAGGAGAUCAGUGGCAGUCACAGCCCCGAGAGGCCCCAGCUUGCUCUCCCUGCCCACCGCGGGAAACUCAAGCCGACCUUAAAGCUUUGUCCCUCAGAGGACAAGGAGCCCGAGGAUUGCAAAGUCCCCCCUAGGCCCUUUGAGGCUGAAGGUGUUCAGCUGCAGAGCGGGAAUAAUGAGCUCCCCACAGAGAGAGCCGCUGCUCUCCAAAUCCAAGAUUCCGACGUGACCUGCCUUAGGACCCUGAUGGGAGCAGUCACCGAUAAAGGGAAGUGGGAAGUGGUGGUUCAAGUUGAGGACGACGGGGAUGGUGAUUACGUUUCAGAGACUGAGACCUUGCCUACCAGGAGGAAAUCAAACGUGAUCAGAAAGCCGUGUGCUGCUGAGCCAGCCCUGAGCGCAGGUUCCCUGGUAGCAGAGCCCGCUGAGAACAGAAAAGGUACAGCGGUGCCAGUUGAAUGCCCCACAUGUCAUAAAAAGUUCCUCAGCAAAUAUUAUCUAAAAGUCCACAACAGGAAACACACUGGGGAGAAACCCUUCGAGUGUCCCAAAUGUGGAAAGUGUUACUUUCGGAAGGAGAACCUCGUGGAGCACGAAGCCCGGAACUGCAUGAACCGCUCCGAACAGGUCUUCACGUGCUCCGUGUGCCAGGAGACCUUCCGCCGGAGGAUGGAGCUGCGGGUCCACAUGGUGUCCCACACCGGAGAGAUGCCUUACAAGUGCUCCUCCUGCUCCCAGCAGUUCAUGCAGAAGAAGGACUUGCAGAGCCACCUGAUCAAGCUGCACGGCGCCCCCAAGCCCCACGCCUGUCCCACCUGUGCCAAGUGCUUCCUGUCCCGGACGGAACUGCAGCUGCACGAGGCUUUCAAGCACCGUGGGGAGAAGCUGUUCGUGUGUGAGGAGUGUGGGCACAGGGCCUCCAGCCGGAAUGGCCUGCAGAUGCACAUCAAGGCCAAGCACAGGAACGAGAGGCCGUACGUCUGUGAGUUCUGCAGUCACGCCUUCACCCAGAAGGCCAACCUCAACAUGCACCUGCGCACGCACACCGGCGAGAAGCCCUUCCAGUGCCACCUCUGCGGCAAGACCUUCCGCACGCAAGCCAGCCUGGACAAGCACAACCGCACCCACACGGGCGAGAGGCCGUUCAGCUGUGAGUUCUGCGAGCAGCGCUUCACGGAGAAGGGGCCCCUGCUGAGGCACGUGGCGAGCCGCCACCAGGAGGGCCGGCCUCACUUCUGCCAGAUCUGUGGGAAGACCUUCAAAGCCGUGGAGCAGCUGCGCGUGCACGUCAGAAGGCACAAGGGGGUCAGGAAGUUCGAGUGCACGGAGUGUGGCUACAAGUUCACCCGGCAGGCCCACCUCCGGAGGCACAUGGAGAUCCACGACCGGGUGGAGAACUACAAUCCGCGGCAGCGCAAGCUCCGGAACCUGGUCAUUGAGGACGAGAAGAUGGUGGUGGUGGCACUGCAGCCCCCCGCCGAGCUGGAGGUGGGCUCCGCUGAGGUCAUCGUGGCGUCCCUGGCUCAGGGCGGCCUGGCCUCCCAGCUCCCUGGCCAGAGACUCUGUGCGGAGGAGAGCUUGGGGAGCCCAAGUGUCAUGGAGCCCUCGCUCAUCAUCACAGCGGCCAUCCCCGAGGACUGUGACACAUAGCCGCCCUACUGCCAUCUCCUGCUUGGCCCCAGCCCCCAAUAAACCACACCGCUUUGGACUUCA
Molecule: messenger RNA, 2291 nt
Organism: Mustela erminea (ermine)
Lineage: Eukaryota; Metazoa; Chordata; Mammalia; Carnivora; Mustelidae
Gene: ZBTB48
Product: zinc finger and BTB domain containing 48
Exons: 12
Coding region: 90-2228 (712 amino acids)
Biological process (GO): regulation of immune system process; negative regulation of transcription by RNA polymerase II; regulation of cytokine production
Molecular function (GO): protein binding; DNA-binding transcription factor activity; RNA polymerase II cis-regulatory region sequence-specific DNA binding
Source: RefSeq, a predicted model, not a curated record